This is a messenger RNA of Lolium perenne, 2543 nucleotides long. RefSeq lists its product as uncharacterized. The record is from RefSeq and is a predicted model, not a curated record. Lineage: Eukaryota; Viridiplantae; Streptophyta; Magnoliopsida; Poales; Poaceae. Gene Ontology annotation, molecular function: hydrolase activity, acting on carbon-nitrogen (but not peptide) bonds, in linear amides.
CAUAAGUCAUGCAUGACACAAGCCUCUGAAAAAUACAAAUGAAUAAGACAGCCCAAGUAGUUGGUACUGAAAAAUACCCGGGAGAGGGUUUCUGACCCGUCCCGCGAUAUUUACAAGUUAAUAUUCCUAAUACAAUUCUAUCUUUCCAAACUAUAUAAAACUUCGGGUCAUGGGCCUCCAGUAAACCCCGGGUAUCUUCUUCGGCAGGCCCAUUGGGGAUGCCUAUGUCAGGUACCGCUUUGGACAAUUAAUGAUAUCUCGCCGUCUUAGCUAUGGAUAGCCUAUUAAUAAGCCUCUGAAUAAUACAAAUGAAUAAGACAACCCAAGUAGUUGGUACGGUACCGCUUUGGACAAUUAAUAAUAUCUCGCCGUCUUAGCUAUGGAUGGCCUAUUAAUAAUGUAUGUGUGAUUGUUGUCUAGAUUACUAAAAUGUUGUGACAGUUGGGUACAUUUUUUUCAUUCCAUUUUCCAUGUUUGUUUGAAGUUAUAAGAUGAUGUGACAAUUUUAUAUAAUAUUUUCUUUGCCUUUUAUUAAUUGUAUGUCAUAUAAUCAUUCAGAUAUUCAACAUUUACACAAGAAAUCAUUUUCAAACAUGUAUCAUGAUCAUACUCUCAUACAAAUGCAAUACAUCACUUUAACCAUCGAAACAGGAUUUGGUAUUCAACUAGGAUAUCAAUUCUUUGUACCAAAUAUCUGAACACCCAAACAGAAAUAUUCGCAUUGAUCUCAAUUGGAAUAUCCCAGGAUAUUAAUAUUUCACCGAAUGGAAUGCCAAGCCUGCCAAUACAAACAUCCAAAUGCCAACAUGAAUAUUCUUACUUGAUGGUGACCAAGUUAUGAAUUAUUAAUCACUCCUGAGCAUUCACUAUUAUUGCUAGUGUGCCUCGUCAUGGAAGUUGAUAUGUAACAUAUUAAGAUGCACCGAGCUUACAAAAGGAUGAAGCUCUGAAGUUGAAGUAACAUAACAAAGCAUGGCUCCUCUGACUCCAAGACUUGUAGUGCCCAUAGAUGUGAAGAAGAAGCCUUGGGAGCAAAAGGUUCAUCUCCAUAACCGCUGGCAUCCAAAUAUCCCACCUGUUGCUGAUGUAAUUGAAGGGGAAUUAUUCCGUGUUGAGAUGGUCGAUUGUACUGGAGGACGGGUUAGAGAUGAUGACUCCGCAGAUGAUAUCAAGUUUCUGGAUCUCACAAUUGCUCAUUAUCUUAGUGGCCCCUUUAGAAUAGUUGAUUCUGAAGGGGUUCCAGCUUCACCCGGUGAUCUUCUUGCGGUAGAGAUCUGCAACCUUGGUCCGCUUCCUGGUGAUGAGUGGGGUUAUACUGGAAUAUUUGAAAGGGAUAGUGGAGGUGGAUUCUUAACGGACCACUUCCCAAGUGCAAGAAAAGCCAUUUGGUAUUUUGAAGGAAUCUAUGCAUACUCCCCUCAGAUUCCUGGUGUUCGGUUUCCGGGUUUAACUCAUCCUGGUAUAGUGGGAACUGCACCAUCAGUCGAACUUCUUAAUAUAUGGAACGAAAGGGAAAGGAAAUUGACCGAGACAAGUCAUGAGUCUCUGAAACUGUGUGAAGUUCUGCACCAGAGGCCCCUCGCUAUCUUACCAACCUCCGAAAACUGCUUACUUGGAAUGAUUGAAAAAGGGACUGCUGAAUGGCAAAAGAUUGCAAACGAAGCAGCAAGAACUAUUCCUGGAAGAGAGAACGGGGGGAACUGUGACAUUAAGAAUCUAAGCAGAGGUUCCAAAGUUUAUCUACCAGUAUUUGUUGAAGGAGCAAAUUUGAGUACUGGUGAUAUGCACUUCUCCCAAGGUGACGGUGAAGUCUCAUUUUGUGGAGCAAUAGAAAUGAGUGGGUUCCUUGAGCUAAAGUGUGAGAUUAUAAGAGGUGGGAUGAAGGAAUACUUGACUCCUGUUGGUCCGACAGCACUUCAUGUGAAUCCUAUCUUUGAGAUAGGUCCAGUGGAGCCACAUUUUUCAGAAUGGUUAGUCUUUGAGGGCAUCAGUGUAGAUGAGACUGGGAAACAGCAUUUCCUUGAUGCAUCAGUUGCCUUCAAGUGUGCAGUUCUCAAUGCCAUUGAAUACCUUUCCAGAUUUGGGUACUCCAAGGAGCAGGUCUAUCUUUUACUAUCAUGCUGUCCAUGUGAGGGUAGAAUAUCUGGAAUAGUAGACGCUCCUAAUGCAGUGGCGACACUUGCCAUCCCUACAGCAAUAUUUGACCAGGAUAUAAGGCCAAAACGCCUGGGGCAUGGACCAAAAUUGAGAAGAACUCCCGAUGUUCUGAGGUGCACGUAGGAUGGACACCUUCCUGCAACACAAGACCAAAAUGGAACAGUGGCACCGUAGUGACAAACAUCCAAAAAUCAAUCCACGAUGAAUAUGUUUACACUGUAUAAUUAUAAAUAUAAAUAAUCAUCAACGGGCGUGCAACCUGUAGUGUGAACCAGUAGUUGCAAUAUGAGACUUGUGGACACUUGAUAAUUUAUGUAUCAGAGAAUCCCCAUAUAUGGAGACAGAGAUAUGCCAUAUAAGUUUCCUGUGUUUUUGGUUGUUGCAAA